AUGUGCCCGAGGCACUACCUUACAGACGAGGACUCAGGAUUGAAGACGUUCAUGGAGGUCGGAGAAGGCAAAGCGAUGCUGAAUGUCCGUGGAGCUAGAACCAGAACCGACUACCUGAAGACGGUGCAAAAAUUCGUAAACAAGGAACUGAGCGCCGACAAGAAAAAGAAGAGCCAGCCGGCGCCAGGAGAGGACGUCGGCAUGCCAGUGGCCGCAGUCGAGAAGGUAGUGCAGA
Molecule: messenger RNA, 235 nt
Organism: Gregarina niphandrodes
Lineage: Eukaryota; Apicomplexa; Conoidasida; Eugregarinorida; Gregarinidae
Exons: 1
Source: RefSeq, a predicted model, not a curated record